Messenger RNA from Seminavis robusta, 3295 nucleotides. NCBI's taxonomy places the organism in Eukaryota, Bacillariophyta, Bacillariophyceae, Naviculales, Naviculaceae. The record is from the annotation of a GenBank genome assembly.
CAUGUGUGUUUUAGAAGAGUUUCUCGUUCCCCACGAGGAACAAGCAUCGCUCAAAAGCAACCUCGAAUUCUUUCUCAACGGCAUCUUUUCCAAAGGUGUUCCAGUGUGUUUCCUUGGCUUGCGAGAGGUCGUAUCAACAUCAAUAGCUCUAGCUAGCUAGAAGCGUAACAUAGCAUACCGGUAGAGGAGAGGGGCUCGUCUAUGGUGUUCACAUACAUACCGGUGCAAUCGAGAAAUUGUUGUACAUUAGCAAGGUUAUUCUAAGAAGACACAAGUACCAUGGCAUCCUCAGCGGACAAUGGGUCGCCAGACACGACGACCACUUCCGAGUCUUUGGUACUAGUAGAUCAAGCCCACGAGUUGCUACAAGAGAACAACAACAAGACACUGAAGCAGCAUGACCUGGACAAAGUUUUGUCACUGUAUCAAAAAGCCCUGACCAUGAAAAGCUCCACUUUGGGCCCCAAUCACUCUUCCGUGGCAGAACUCCACUGUUUCAUGGCCAGGGCAUUGAUACCGCAGAGGCACUACACGGCCGCCAUGGAACAUUUUGUUCUGGCCAAGGAGAUUUAUACUUCCGACCACCAAGAUAAUACUUCUCUAGAUGCUGCCAUUCCAAAACUCCAACGGGAAAUGGACGAAACAUUGGAUCUCAUGGUACAAGCUGCCAAUUCGGCCAUGAUGCAUGGGAUGGAACUGCAACAGGCCACCACACACAAUCAUGCCAAUACCGAUGCUGCUUUGUGGCAAUUCGAAUAUGCCCAUUCUCUAUUAACUAGUGUGGUAUGCAAUCAUCAUCCACCAAAAACUACUACUACGACAACAACCAACAAUACCAAGGAGGAACAAACAGAAAUGCAAUUCAUCAAUUCGUUGGCGUUGGUCGAUGUCUGUCGAGUAGUGGCAUCGGUCCAUGUCAGUCUCAGCCAAUAUGGUCAAGCUUUGCCCUAUCUACAACAAGCACAUCAAGUACUGACGUCCUUGUUGGGAAAAGACGAUCCGAGAACCCACGCCAUGGCACAGGACAUGGCCACGGCUCGAGCAUUAACGUUCAAACAGCAGGGUGCGCGGGAACAAAAAAUGGACGAUAAUUCCAGUUCCAAACAAGACGACCACUCUACUAGUAAUGUUCCUCUGCAUUGGUUUGAACAAGACGACUUUGAGUUGGAAAAUAAUGAUACUGAUACCACCACCACGACAACAGUAGAAGACAAAAGUGCAACCAACGAUGAUGCGUCAACAACAACAACUUGCAUGGGUGUCAGUGUGUCCUGGAUCAAACGAGGAUUCUGGAAGGAGCUCCAAGCGCUCCACCAAUUGACAACCAGGGAUACCAUGGCUCGUGUCCGUCAGGUGGUGGCGGAAAAUGAAUCUUUGGCCAAACACGACAAGGGACCCGCAUCCGUCAUGGUGGUCUAUGCCGACGAAUCCACCAUUGCCGAUGUCAUCAAUACGCUCGAUGAUUACUGCCGCACGCAUGGUCUCAAGGAUAGUCAAGUCCAUGUCUGGAUGCAAUGUUUUAAUAAUACGUCCCAGCAACAACAACUAUCAAAACAAGAACGAGCCAAGAGGAUUCAAGCCAUUGGCCAUGUCCUGGCCAUUUUGACACCCUGGACGCAUCCGUUGAUUUGGACACAGCCGUCGUGUCUCUCCGAUAUCCAUGUGGCGCAGGAAACGACGGGUUGCAAAUUGACAUUGGUCUUGCCGCCGGCUCAAACGGCAGCGGUAUCCGAUGCGUUGGUGGGGGUAGAUCCAUCCGCAUCGAUUGAGUUGCUCUAUCAGGCAUUGGAAAAUCUGGCAGUGGUGGUAGACAAUACUACCGAGGAUGGCGAUGAUUCUUCCAUCACGACGAAAACAACUCGACAACAUCGAAUCCGUCAGCGAUUACAGGCCAUCUUUCGUCCUUGGAUUCGAGGCGUCAUCAAGGCACAGGUGCUGGAGCACUGUGAUCCAGACAAUCGUAACCUCAAUGGUAGCAUCAGCAGUUUGAAUGGCACAAAUAAUGAUGAAAACAAUCCACAAGCAGCAGCGUCAAAGCGGCCAAGCUUUGCUUUGCCCAGUGGGCAAGAGGUGGCGCUCGAGGUUUUUCAGCUCCAAUUGUGCAACAAAAUGGGAUUGAUUUUUUGGCAUUUUGGAGAAUACAAGACAGCAUUGGAGCUACUGGAGGAUGCCCUGGGCAUGACGGAACUCAUGUAUGGAGAGGAGCACGAAUCCACGGCCACCGUCUACCAGAACAUUGCCAACGUAUGCUUUGACAUGGGCCGCUACGAGGUGGCGCGAGAAACCUACCACAAACUAUUGGGCUUGAUGGAACGAUCCAAAUCGUCGUCGCAUCGCACGGCAGGAAUAUGUACCAAGCUGGGGAAUCUGUACCAGAUUAUGGACAUGCUGGACAAGGCCAUGGAAUAUCAUCAACGAGCCUUGACAAUACACAUCAAGAAUCACCACGGAAGCUCCAACAAUUUGCCAUCCGCCAACUCGUACAAAGACAUGGGAAAUGUCUUUUACAGCAAGGGAGACAAUGACGCUGCAUUGAUGGAGUUUCGAAAAGCAUUGGCGAUUCAACAAUCGGUCCUGGGAGGCGAGGAAAGGCACCCAGCGUUGGCACUCACCCACACACACAUUGGCAUGGUGCUCACCACCAAGGGCGAUUUGCAGGGAGCCCUGCAAGAGUACCAAACGGCGGCCAUGAUUCAGGAAGAAACUCUGGGUGCCGAUGAUUUACAAACUGGGGUCACCUACGAGCACAUUACAUCCAUCCUACUACGGAUCGAAGACGACCUCGAGGCGGCACUGGAGAUGUGCUGCAAAGCCAAGGCCGUCUACGAGAAUGCACUGGGCCACUACCACCCAACAACGGCAUCUACUUGGCAUACGCUAGGGGCAAUCCAGAACGACUGUGACAUGGUAGAAGAAUCUCUUCAAAGCUACCAACAUGCAUUGGAAAUUCGGGAACUGGUCCUCGGCGAAGAUCAUCCCCAGACUGCGGAAACCCUGCAAAGCAUUGGAACGCUCUUGUUUGAGAUUGGUGAUCUUGAUGAGGCUUUGGUCAAACUCCAAAAGGCCUUUGAGAUCUUGGAGCCAAUCCUUGGCAUAGAACACCCAACGAUCAAGGGACUUGCGGACACAAUCAACGAAGUGCUGGAGGCGUAGUCAGGAAACUGAGCUUGUCCUUGCCUGUUUGUUGUGUUGUACUUUAUGUUCAAAUUUUCAAAUAUCUGCUGAACUAGCUGUAGAUUAAUAACUUCCGGCUGUCUUUUUGUUUUGUUUUGUAACAUGGCAUUCACAUACAACU